Messenger RNA from Purpureocillium takamizusanense, 1203 nucleotides. RefSeq names its product GTP cyclohydrolase II (gene RIB1). Gene Ontology annotation, biological process: riboflavin biosynthetic process. NCBI's taxonomy places the organism in Eukaryota, Fungi, Ascomycota, Sordariomycetes, Hypocreales, Ophiocordycipitaceae. The record is from RefSeq and is a predicted model, not a curated record. The transcript has 2 exons. Gene Ontology annotation, molecular function: GTP cyclohydrolase II activity. Bases 1 to 1203 code for a protein of 400 amino acids.
AUGCCGUCCGACACCACGCCCCCUCCGUCCGACGCUGGCGCCGAGUCGAGCAGCCAGCUGCCAUCCUUUUACUCUCCCCGGACGGGAGCCGCCGAUCAUCAUCACCACGAACGUCACGAUGUAGACCACUUUGUGCUGCCAUCACCGCUCCACGCCGGCGCGGAGCCGUCCUCUUCGUCCCGGCAGCCGGCAGCUCGGGCCCUGUCGGAGUCUCAGCCGCCGUCGCAAUCGCACACCCCAACACACACGCAGCCCCCUCCGUCACUCCUCUCACCCGCCUUUACACCCCCUCAGACCCCCGGCACGCAGACACCCUCGACGGCCGGCCCGCGAGGCGUCCCCGUCGACAGCUCCAUCCCCUCCGGCGGCUGCGGCACCAAGAAGCCGCGCCUUCUCGAGACCCUUCCCGAGGUUCAGUGCAUUGUGCGCGCGCGGAUUCCCACAGUCGCGGGCACCGAGAUGUUCCUCCACCUCUAUACCAACAACGUCGACUCCAAGGAGCACCUUGCCAUUGUCUUCGGCAACCACAUUCGCAGCAAGAGCCUCGAUGCUCCCCGCGAGGGCGAGACUGAGAUGGACCGAAUGGUUCGCGGUGCGUAUACGGGGCGUCUGUUCCCCGGUCGCACGACCAGUGGCAUGGCCGCGACGCCUCAACAGGAAGCCGUGGAUGCUCCCGCCGCUCAGCAGUCGGCCGAGACGCCCCUCGUACGAAUCCAUUCCGAGUGUUAUACCGGCGAGACGGCGUGGUCCGCUAGGUGCGACUGCGGCGAGCAGCUAGACGAGGCGGCUCGUCUGAUGGGCAUGCCCGGCAACACGGCCGGAGGCAUCAUCAUCUACCUUCGGCAGGAGGGUCGCGGAAUAGGCCUCGGGGAAAAACUCAAAGCCUACAACCUGCAAGAUCUCGGUUCCGAUACCGUCGAGGCCAAUCUGCUGCUGCGUCAUCCCGCCGACGCGCGCAGCUAUGGCCUGGCCACGGCGAUGCUGCUCGAUCUCGGCCAGCACGAUAUCCGCCUCCUGACCAACAACCCAGACAAGAUCCGCGCCAUCGAAGGCCCUAACCGUGAGGUUGUGGUCAAGGAGCGCGUUGCCAUGGUACCGCUAUCGUGGAAGGGCAAGGGUGGCUUCCGCAGCCAAGAGGUGGAGGGCUACUUGAAGACAAAGAUCGAAAAAAUGGGUCACAUGCUAGAUAUGGCCGGGUCAUGA